AUGACGACACCGGCUGAAAUUGUUAAGGAGAAACUUAAGGAAGUUGUGUUAUUAUGGAAUUCGAAACGCGGGAAGGAAGUUGUGAUUAAAUUUUAUGCUCCUGAUGCUUGUGUCUCCGAGGGUGGCGUCUCCUACAAUGGUCACGAUGAAAUGCUGAAUGUGUAUGAAAAGUUUCAAGACGUGAAGGUCGAAAUGACACCAGUUGAUGUAUCAUCACCAUCUGAUGAUUGUGUCGUUCAAAAAUGUGCAUGCGAAUGGAAUGGUCAAGAUCGAACUUGCACACUGACAUGGAAAAAGAUCGAUGGUGAUUGGAAAGUUAUUCGUGAAGAGUGGCUUUGA
Rotaria sp. Silwood1 is the source of this 339-nucleotide messenger RNA. NCBI's taxonomy places the organism in Eukaryota, Metazoa, Rotifera, Eurotatoria, Philodinida, Philodinidae. The record is from the annotation of a GenBank genome assembly.